Messenger RNA from Pyricularia grisea, 2001 nucleotides. RefSeq lists its product as uncharacterized. Bases 294 to 1850 code for a protein of 518 amino acids. The transcript is spliced from 4 exons. The record is from RefSeq and is a predicted model, not a curated record. Gene Ontology annotation, molecular function: heme binding; oxidoreductase activity, acting on paired donors, with incorporation or reduction of molecular oxygen; iron ion binding. NCBI's taxonomy places the organism in Eukaryota, Fungi, Ascomycota, Sordariomycetes, Magnaporthales, Pyriculariaceae.
GCCAUUGGUGGCCAAGGUUGCGGAACGAGCCCGCAGCGAUUCCCCUGCAAUUGACUACCACCAGAAUCAAGUGCGCGUAUAUCUUGUCAAGUUUCCUACGUGGUGUGGUAUACAUUUAAUUAGAUGCGCAGAAAAGUCAACGAUUGCCGCCACAUUUCAACAUCACAGCUGUCCCCAGCAAAUCCAAUCUUAUUUUGGAAUUUAAGCUGAACAAUCAAAUUUUAAUCGGAAGCCUUUGUUUUAUCUAGUAAUCUUUUUGAGAAUAUCUUGCGGCGUAUGGCAUCAGGGCGAAAAUGUCUGCAUUCGUUUUCAUCAAUUCCCUAGGGAAGAAUGCCCCUACUAUCAUAGCAAUAGCUGCGCUGGCAACAAUUGCCACCAUCGCCCAAUAUAUCUGGAAAAGGCGUUCCCACCCUCUCCGCUCAAUACCAGGACCUUGGAUUAAUAGCUUCUCCGAGAUCCCUGCGGCAUUGGCUCUGGUCAGGGGAGAUCAGCACGUUUACUACAAGUCUUUGCAUGAGAAAUAUGGUCGCGUGGUUCGCGUAUCUCCUAAUGAGCUCAGCUUCCUUAGCACAGAAGCGCGGCAGGAGAUCUAUGGUUUGCGCAAAGGUGGUCUGAACAUGGAAAAAAGCCCCAUCUUCCUAGGCGCAGUGGGUGCGGUGGGCGGAGAGACGGGCGUGAGCCUUGCCCUGAACGCAGAUCACACCCGACAGCGCCGGGCGCUGGGCUAUCUCUUUACAAACAGUGCGCUGCUCAGGUUCGAGGCGUUGAUGAAGCUACAGGUGCAAAAGUUCAUCGCGGUCAUGGAGGAAAACGCUCUGAGAAGAGAGCCUGUGAAUGUUGCCAACUGGUUUACCUAUCUCGCAUUUGACAUCAUGGGUGAUCUUUGCUUCGCGGAGCCGUUUGGGUGUCUGGAUCAGGCCGCCAACACAGAGUGGUCAACCUCGGUCAUCAAGGUCUUUGUGUCGGCCACCUGGACACAAGGAAUCCGUAGGUUAUCCGGAACAGGCACUUGGCUGGAGUCUCUAAUGACGCGACUGCUCGUGCCAGCCAAGGCAGCCGAGUGGAGAAAAACGCAUCUCAACAACUCGCGCGAGAGGACGCUGCGUCGCCUUGCAUCCUCGGAGCAGGACCAUGCGGAUUUCAUUUACCACAUCCUCAACAGCGAGGGCAAGAGUUCCCUGAGUCCUAACGAGGUCAUACUCAACGUGGCCCUCAUGAUCAGCGCCGGUACAGACACGACGGCGACGGCUCUGACCGGCUGGACCUAUUUCGUCUGCACACAUCCAGAGGCAUAUAGGAGGCUGAUCGAGGAGGUGAGGGGUGGUCUGCCCACAGAAGACCACAUCAAAUGGGAAAACGUCCGAAAGCUGAGCUAUCUCGAAGCAACAAUACACGAAGCCCUCAGACUCUACCCGCCUUCACCCGCAAGCCAGCAGCGUAUCGUCCCCAGGGGUGGCGCGACCAUCGACGGGUAUUUUGUACCAGAAGGAACGACGAUCGCCGUCCCGCCGUGGGUGUCGACGCACUCGGCGAUGCACUUCCACGACCCCGAGUCUUUUAGGCCGGAGAGGUGGCUGGGGGAGGAUGAGAGGUAUGCCAAGGACGACUUCAACGCCUCGCUGCCUUUUGGGACAGGGCCUCGCGUCUGCAUUGGCAGGAACCUCGCAUACAUGGAGAUGCAGCUCAUCACUGCCACCUUGCUCUGGAAUUAUGAUAUCGAGUUGGACAGAGAAAAUUACCCGGACGUAAACUCGGUCUGGGGCUUGGAUGGCAACAUGAAGCGCAUGAAGAUCUUUCACUCCAUGACCAAGCCGGAUCUCUGGGUGAAGUUGAACAAGGUCCGGCAAUAGCGUUUUGCGGCCGAGGUAGACCCCGAGCUUGAAUGUGGUGGCUUGUAUAGCAUGGUUUUGUAUGUGCACCUUGAUACCUUUUCGCAUGUCAUCUUAGAUAGUCAUCAUAGGAAGAAGUUCGUGUUACAUUUGAAAUAUACAGUUACUAUUA